AAAUAAUGAUUGGUGUAGUGUUAGAUUACAUAUUAAUCAACGAUGAUCAUUGGUGGUGUAUAGUAACGAUGAUGGUGGAGACAUUUGUCGAGCACAGCCGCUACAUUUCUCUCUUCAGUGAAACCGUCGAAGAAGAAGAGCAGGCGUGUAUUUAUUCCCUCAGUUAUCAGAAAACGAUAGACACUGUGAAAACGCUGUCGAAACAAGAUCCAGAGAAAUGUCCUGCUGUCGAGAGUAUCUGUCAUUACGCGAAUACGGUCUUAAGCGAAAACAAUGGCCAUCUCUCUACUUGGCUGGUUGCACGGCUCAUAAAGUAUCUGAUCUAUCGCGUCAAAACCAAGUACGUUGGAAGACUUAAAGUAGAGGCGGAUCUAGACUGCAAAAUUAAUGAAGAAUGUCGGGCAAUUCAGAAUACUGAUAGCUCAAAUAAACGAUAUAUGCCAGUUGUCAUUUUUUUUCAUUUCAAGAACAUUAAAGACAAGUUUUUAACAAUAUGUAGCUAUGUCAUAUGUGGAGAUAAAAAUGGCCCAAUUUAA
Molecule: messenger RNA, 536 nt
Organism: Trachymyrmex cornetzi
Lineage: Eukaryota; Metazoa; Arthropoda; Insecta; Hymenoptera; Formicidae
Exons: 2
Coding region: 6-536 (176 amino acids)
Source: RefSeq, a predicted model, not a curated record